AUGCGUUGCCAGUGGCCCCGUUUCCCGCUGUAUGCCCAAGUGCUGCUUGCCAUCGUGCUGGCGGCUGCAGUGGGCGGUCUGUGGCCCGAAGUCGCAUCACAGCCAUGGAUGUCCCAGCUGGGGACGGGUUUUGUGAAGCUUAUCAAGAUGGUCAUCGCGCCCAUCAUCUUUUGUACCAUGGUGCCAGGGAUCUGCCAUGUGGGCAGCGCAUCAAAGGUGGGUGGAGUGGCGAUAAAGGCAUUGCUAUACUUCGAGACGAUUUCCACCUUUGCUCUGGCGCUGGGCCUACUGGUGGGCAACAUCGUCCAGCCUGGAAAGAACUUUGAUGCCCAGCCGGAUGCUUCGGCCAUCGAAAAGUACGUCAGCAAAGCUGAGAGCGAGAGCCCGAUGCGCUUCAUCAUGCACAUCAUCCCAGAUACGGUUGCCAGCCCUUUUGCAAAUGGUGACAUUCUGCAGGUCCUCUUCGUGUCCAUACUCUUCGGCUUUGCCCUCCUCUUUGCUGGGGAGAAAUCGAAGACGGUGCUAACGAGCAUCGAGGAGUUGGGACACUGCUUCUUCAAUAUCAUUGGGAUCGUCAUGAAAGUGGCGCCCCUGGGCGCUUUCGGGGCCAUGGCCUACACCGUGGGGAAGUACGGCAUCGGCACUUUAGGCAACCUCUUGUUGCUGGUCGCUACUUUCUAUCUGACCAGCCUUUGCUUCGUGGUGCUGGUCUUGGGUUCGGUGGCAGCGUGUGCGCGCGUCAACAUCUUCCGGUUCCUGUGGUACCUGAAGGAAGAGCUGCUCCUGGUCUUGGCCACAUCGUCUUCGGAGAGUGCUCUCCCGACCUUAUUGGAGAAAUUGGAGGCGGCUGGCUGCUCGUCGUGCAUUGUGGGACUUGUCGUGCCCAUGGGCUACUCCUUCAACCUCGACGGCACGAACACCUACAUGUCGUUGGUCACGCUCUUCAUCGCGCAAGCUCUGCACGUUCCGCUCUCUUUCUGGCAGCAGCUUAACCUUCUUGCGGUCGCGAUGCUAACCUCCAAGGGGGCUGCAGGCGUGUCAGGUGCCGGGUUCAUCACACUGGCCAGCACCUUGAGUGCCAUGAGCCCAGAGCUAGUGCCUGGGAUGGCCCUCGUAUUGGGCGUGGACAAAUUCAUGUCAGAGUGCAGGUCCAUCACGAACUUUAUUGGCAAUGGUGUGGCGGCAGUGGUCCUGUCAGCCGCAGAAGGUGAGUUGGAUCGUGACCAGAUGGAUCAGGUAGACUCACAAGCACGGCGAAUGCUGGCACCAGAAGAUGGCAUCCCGAACCCUGCUUUGGAGUCCCAUCUUAUGCUCUGGUGUGCGAAUGUCGUACCCACGGACAGCGAGUUCGCGCUACUUCUCAAUGGCAACCCACGAUCGCGUCGGAAGGUCGAGGGGGGCGACUACUGCGUGCGGACAAACCCGGACGGAGUGGAUUUGAAUCGGAACUGGGACGAGGCGUGGCAGAAGGACUCGGCGGUUUACGGCCAGGACUCCAACCCAGGGCCGAAGCCCUUUUCGGAGCCGGAGACCCGGCUCAUCCGAGCAGCCGUUUCGGAGUACGACCCAACGACAUUCCUCACGGUGCACAGCGGUACUUUGGGCCUGUACAUGCCGUGGGCCUAUGACAUGUCCCACCUCGCUGACCGAAACCAGCAGCAGAUGAUGAAUGUGCUCAAGUCCCUGGAUGAGAAGCACUGCAAAUGCCCCUUCGGUGCCGCUGGCAAGGAGGUUGGCUAUUCUUGUCCGGGCACAUCCCUGGACUGGGUCUACGACAAGCUUAAGACCCCGUUCUCCUUCGCUUUCGAGAUCUUCGUUGCCGCCGAGCGGAUGGAGUCCCUUCGAGAGCGCUGGCACCAACACUCUGACCACGCCUUGGCGCUGCUGCAGGCUGGCCACCACCUGGCCUCCCCGCGCACGAAGAAUGUCUUCCAGGCACAUCCUUCCGACUUCGUCCAGCUGUCGGCGAACCUCACAGACAGAUCCGAAAGAGAUUGCUUCGGAAUGUACAAUCCGUCCAAUGAGGAGCUGUAUCGUUCAACUGUCAACAACUGGGUCACGGCCUACAUGGAGAUGGCGGUGAAGGUGGCAGACAGUCUGAAGGAUGACGGGGCCGAUCGUAAGCGAGGCGAUUAG
Symbiodinium sp. CCMP2592 is the source of this 2136-nucleotide messenger RNA. The record is from the annotation of a GenBank genome assembly. NCBI's taxonomy places the organism in Eukaryota, Dinophyceae, Suessiales, Symbiodiniaceae.